Messenger RNA from Thyridium curvatum, 1770 nucleotides. RefSeq lists its product as uncharacterized. The transcript has a single exon. The coding region runs from base 1 to 1770 and encodes 589 amino acids. The record is from RefSeq and is a predicted model, not a curated record. Lineage: Eukaryota; Fungi; Ascomycota; Sordariomycetes; Thyridiales; Thyridiaceae.
AUGAGCCUCACUGCCGUGCAAGUGCCCGAUGGGCACACUCCGGCAGCAGCCUUUUCGUCUUCACUAGCCAAAGAGGACACUUCCCUUGCUGUCGUACAACCAAAUCCAGUCCCCAGAGGCACUGCAGAAUACGAGAAGCAGAGAGCCAACCUGCUCAACGCCUUUGCUGCCAAGGUUCCCGACGCGUACCGACUGCCCAUCGAACUGAUAAGCAACCCACCAAAAGACGUCACGGCGGUACCGUCGACCUGCGGAAUCCUCACUGCCAGCGAGAUCGACAUCACCGAGAACUACGAUGCGUCGGGUCUGGCCGAAGCGAUUGCCAGCCGAAAACUGACCGCCGUCGCCGUCGCCACAGCCUUUGCCAAGCGGGCCAUCAUCGCGCACCAAUUGACAUGCUGCCUUACCCAGUGGUUCAUGGAUGACGCCAUCGAGCAGGCUCGGCAGCUCGAUCUCUAUCAGGCUGAGCACGGCAAGACGGUUGGCCCCCUGCACGGCGUGCCGGUCAGCAUCAAGGAGCACAUUGCAAUUGCGGGGACCUCAGCGUCUUACGGCUUUCUCGGCAGCGCUGUCCAGAGCAGCGAGGACUGCCAUAUGGUGGCGAUCCUGCGCCGGCAGGGCGCCGUGCUGUACUGCAAGACGAACCAGCCCCAGUCGCUGAUGCAUCUCGAGACCGACUCGCACUUCGGCCGCACGCUGAACCCCUUCAAUAUUCACCUCUCGUCGGGCGGCUCGACCGGGGGCGAGGCCGCGCUGAUCGCCAUGAAGGGUUCCGUCCUGGGUGUGGGAACCGACAUUGGCGGUAGCAUCCGCGCCCCAGCUGCCUUUUGCGGCAUCUACGGCUUCAAGACCACGAGUCGCAUGUUGCCUAUGGACGACUACUUGCUCGAGACUGUGCCUCCUGAGCUGAACAUCCUCGUCGCCACGGGCCCGAUGUGUCGUAGCCUGCGAGAUCUCGACCUCUUUAUGCGUGUCGUCCACGAGGUCCAACCCUGGCUUCUCGAACCUGCCAUCAUCCCGCUACCCUGGACUGGCCUCCAGACACCUCUGGCGGAUACUGGCCGACAGCAAGAGCAACGACGACUGAAGAUUGGCAUUGUGACCCACGACGGCUUCAUCGAGCCUCAGCCGCCAGUCAAGAGGGCGCUGGCCUGGGUCCGCGAGACUCUGCUUGCCCCUGGCCACGCAGCACUCGUCGAGGUCAAGGACUUUACACCCUUUGGUGCGGCCGAAGCCUGGCGUAAUGCCCGUCUGGCCUAUUACCCUGAUGGGGGCGCCGGGAUGCGCGACGGCAUUCUUGCUGCUGGAGAGCCGGUCCACCCGCUGAGCGAUUGGAUCUGGAAGGCCGCCGAGUCUCUGGGCCCUGUGUCAGGAAGCACGGUGGUGAAAUACCGAGACCAGCGCGACAGGUUUCGUCGUGCCUUUGCUGCGGACUGGCAGCGGCAAGAUGUCGACAUCAUCAUUGGGCCGACCUUCGUCGGGCCGGCUCCGGCACACGACACGGCCUUUUACUGGAACUAUACCUCGCUGUACAACUACGUAGAUUAUCCUGGCCUUGUCUUCCCGACCCCAGUCACGGCUUCUGAUGGUGAGCAGUACCAGCCCGGCUACUCACCUCUAAGCGAGGCCUGUAGCCAUGUCAAGUCUCUCUGGGAGUCAUCCAGUUUCAAAGGCGCUCCCAUAGCUUUACAAGUGAUUGCGCCACGAUAUCAUGAUAAUGAAUUGUUCGGCGCGAUGGCUGUCUUGAAGGAUAUUUUAAACCUGCCUUAA